Messenger RNA from Trichomycterus rosablanca, 820 nucleotides. It is a transcript of the gene pdcd5, whose product is annotated as programmed cell death 5. The coding region runs from base 92 to 475 and encodes 127 amino acids. NCBI's taxonomy places the organism in Eukaryota, Metazoa, Chordata, Actinopteri, Siluriformes, Trichomycteridae. Gene Ontology annotation, cellular component: nucleus; cytosol. The record is from RefSeq and is a predicted model, not a curated record. Gene Ontology annotation, molecular function: DNA binding. The transcript is spliced from 6 exons.
GUGGUCUAGCUGGUUUCCCUACUGUACAGAUUAAAAGCGCACACUGUGCUUUGUGUUAUUUUGAUUAAUAAAGUAAUUAAGCAUUAUCAACAUGGCUGAUGAGGAAUUAGAAGCUAUUAGACGGCAGCGCAUGGCAGAACUGCAGUCCAAACAUGGGGACUCAUCCAGUGAUCAGCAAGGACAACAAGAAGCCAAGCAAAGAGAAACAGAAAUGAGGAAUUCAAUAUUGGCUCAGGUGUUGGAUCAGUCAGCCCGUGCCAGAUUAAGUAACCUGGCACUGGUAAAGCCUGACAAAGCAAAAGCAGUUGAGAAUUAUUUGAUACAGAUGGCACGCUUCGGCCAACUUGGGGGAAAGAUUUCAGAGUCUGGCUUGAUAGAGAUCCUUGAAAAAGUUAGCCAACAAACAGAGAAGAAAACAACUGUCAAGUUUAAUAGACGGCGGGUGAUGGACUCUGAUGACGAUGAUGAUGAUUAAUGGGUACUUGUUUCUGUCAGCUUUUGGGUAUAAAAAAGACUGGGCAGCUCUGGUUCUCUACAAGCACUAGAGUGUCCUACCAAAGGCACUGUAAAUGAAGAGCAUUCUGGGACAGAGACUCUUACCUUUGUGGACCCAGGAAAUGGUAAUCCAUGUUUGUUUCACUUGAUAUUUUCUAGCCAACACUGCAUAAAAUUGCAGUAAUGAAGUUGCAGCCACUGCGUUUUCGAUAGAGGCUGCGCUUGGAGUUGAAGUGCGAAAUCCAUCAGUGUCAUCUUUAUUCCUGGAUCCCUUUCUGACUUAUGUAAAGCUGUUUACAGAAUAAAAAGCCUUACACACCUGUUA